Messenger RNA from Telopea speciosissima, 1487 nucleotides. RefSeq lists its product as uncharacterized. Bases 57 to 1349 code for a protein of 430 amino acids. The record is from RefSeq and is a predicted model, not a curated record. The transcript is spliced from 8 exons. Lineage: Eukaryota; Viridiplantae; Streptophyta; Magnoliopsida; Proteales; Proteaceae.
UUUCAUCCAAAUUCUGUGAAAGUCUCUGCUUCAAUUAUCUGAAUUCUGAAACGGUGAUGACGUCCUUACAUUCAUGGAUUGCAACAACAAUGAUAACAAAUUCUGUUCUCACUUUCUCCUCCUCAGCGUCAUCUUCUUCUUCUUCCAAUCGUUCAAAAUACCAUUCGAAUCCUUCAUCAUCUUCUCCCACUCGUCUCAUCUGUCGAUGCGAAAACCUCAACAGUGACCUCAAAUUUUUCCUCCAUGAUGCCCUCGAUGAUUCCGGAAUCGAUACCAAACAUGCCAGGAAGGCGAGAGAGGGCUUCUGCUCUCAGAUUCAGAGGUUAUCGAAUGUGGAGAGGGAGACAAGCAUUUGCAUCAAUAGAAGGGUUGAUUUGGCGAAAACAGCUCUACUCAUUGCUGCCGAAGAUGAUUCCAUCGUAUCCCACUCUUCGGUGCCUCUGCCAGUUGAUUCCUUUAUUGAAAGAUUGGACAAUCUUUCAAUGGGUUAUUGCUCGCUUAACGGCUCGUCCUUUCGAUUGCCGCAGGAGGAAUUCCUUGCCUGUCUUGAGAGAUAUUUGUAUGUUCAGAAGGAAUUUCGAAGAACAAAUAUCAAAAACCAGGCAGAGCCACGGGCUUUAUAUCUCCACUCAGUUUUGACCCAUCGUUCAGGUUCAGCUGUUAUGCUUUCACUUAUUUAUUCAGAACUGAUAAAAAUGCUACGGUUGUGGGGAUUUCUGAAUUUUGAUGUAGAGAUUUUCUUCCCUCAUGAUGUUGUCAGUCUUCCCAAAGGUUACUGUAAACAGAAAAGCAAAGCAUCUGAUCAGCCACAUAUAAUGACAACACAGUCCCUCUUGGUGGCGAUCCUGAGAAAUCUGAAGGAAGCAUUCUGGCCAUUCCAGUCUGAUCAUACCAGGAGCCUAUUCUUGAGGGCUGCCCAUGCUGCUAACUGCAUUGAUGGAGCAAGCAUUGCAGAAGAAAGCGGUUUUGAGCUUGCAUCUGCUAAAGCUGCUCGACAUAGGUUAGAUCGUGGAGUCUGGACUAGUGUACGUUACGGAGAUAUGCGCCGUGCAUUAUCAGCCUGUGAACGUCUGAUCUUGCUGGACUUCGAUUCUGAUGAAUUGAGAGAUUACAGCAUUUUACUUUAUCAUUGUGGAUUGUAUAAGGAAUCUCUACAGUACCUACAAAAGUAUCAAUCCCUGAAGAAUUCUUCCAUACAAAAACAAUCUUCCGACGCUGUAAGCAACCUGGAGAACUAUGCUGUGGAGAAACUGAUGGUUCGUCUCAAACUCAUUUCCCUGGAGGAAGGUUGGAACAAACCUCCUUAUGUUAAUAAAGGUAUCUUCAGUAAAAACUCUGAACCAUGGUAGUGUACAUCCCAAUCGCCUUCAAUCAGUUUUUCAGUGAACCCAGUGCCUGCACACAUUAGAUCACUGAUGCGUUAUAUAGGUUUUAACUCUGAUCCUCAAUGCAUGUUUAAAGUGUAAGUUGUUCUACUUGUGCAUUAC